GUUACCAUUAAUGAUGUUGGUUUAAGGAGGAAGAAAUUUACAGUUGUCAAAGUAAAGAAGCUUUGGGGGACUUUGUUGAAGUAAAUAAUUUAUGAAAUGAUUUUGGUUUUGGUAUUCUAAUUUGUGUUUAGGUCGGCAUGGCGGGACUCCCUUGCACCAUGCAGCAAAGAGGGGCCUUCUAAAUACAGUCAAAUUACUUCUUUCCCAUGGAGCUAAUCCAUUGGCAAUGAAUGAUGAUUGUCAAACGCCUCUAGAUGUUGCUAGGGAGAAAGGUAACAUCAAUGUUGUGCGAGCUAUCGAGGAGCACAUAUGUCUGUUCUCUGGUUGGAUGCGAGAAUUUUAUGGGCCAGGAUUCAUCGAAAUCUUUGUUCCUCAAUUGGUUUCAAGAAAAGUUUGGGUGGUUGUUCUACCAACUGGUUCGCGUAAUCAUACAACGCCUCUGAAGUUGGGGCUAGCGAUAUACUCUAGUUUGUAGGUAUUGCAAGUUUAAUUACAAUCUAUCU
Molecule: messenger RNA, 503 nt
Organism: Hibiscus syriacus
Lineage: Eukaryota; Viridiplantae; Streptophyta; Magnoliopsida; Malvales; Malvaceae
Product: putative E3 ubiquitin-protein ligase XBAT35
Exons: 4
Coding region: 227-475 (82 amino acids)
Source: RefSeq, a predicted model, not a curated record